CGCCACACUUCGCGAUGACGUAUCUUCGGUAUCCGGAAGCACGAGCAGAGUGAGACAUCUCGCAGCUUCAGCCACUCUCUCCUCUGUUAUGACACACCAGCAGGCAGCAACACUAAGUUGUGGUGGAUUCGCUGUAUUUCCAGAUGUUGGCCAAAGUGAGAAUAUCUUUGACCUCUUUGAAAGUUUUGGCCAGAGGAUUGCCUGCUUGUUAUAACCCACAGGCUGUGAUAAGGGUGACACCAGCCCACUGCUCCCAUCAGCACCGGACCUUCACCACUGAGUCUGCAAGUGUCAGGGUGCUGUACGAUGGACUCUGUCCGAUAUGUGUGACAGAGAUCCGUUUCCUCCAGUAUCUGCAGAAGAAUCGGCCCGGGAAAGUGGACUUCAUCGAUAUCUCCCUCCCGGAUUAUGAUGGAGAAAAAUACAAGGGAGUCAGCUACGAGAUGGCCAUGGAUGAGAUGCACGUGAUUGACGAGAAGGAUAAGGUUCAUCGUGGGGUUCCAGCAUUUGCAGUCAUGUACGGUGCAGUGGGCCUUGGCUGGUUGGGUCGCUUCAUGAUGUGGUCACCCGUGAGGCCAUUUAUGGACAAAUCUUACGCCAUAUUUGCCAGGAAUCGGCUGAAGUGGACAGGACGUGGGGACGAGUGCACAACAGGACGCUGUGUAAAGAAAACACAUUGACACUGGGUCAGAAAGAAAAUGAAUCUUGUUAAGUAAUGAAAUAUAUUAUUAAUAAGCACUGGAUCAGUACUGUAUUAGGCUUUUACCAUGAACUUUGAAGAUUCUUCUGUUGCUGGAGGACAAUAUACACUGCCUGAUGAAAAUUGUUUGCUGUAUAUUUCUUUUCCAUUUAACAUCAAGAUUGAAUACACUGACUUUAUUUAGUGCAGUUUAGUUAUUUGCACAGGGAUAAAACACAUAAGUAAACUAUAAAGAAAAAUAUUUGACUAAACAGUGAUUAAAAAAAAUGCACAAGUUGAGAAUGUGGGAACAAACAAUUGACACCAAAUAAACUUCACACCUAAACAUGAUAAAAUCAUCGCUCAAACUGGUGCCUUUAAGGAAGUAAAAUACAGUAAUUUUAUUGUAGUUAUCUGUGCAUAUUCUCAUUUGUCCAGGUCAUAGGCAUCUCACGGAAAUUGAAUGGGGUCAACUGGACUUAGUUAUAUGUCUAGAAGACAUUUCGCCCCUUAUGCAAGUGGCUUCCUCAGUUCAUGCUGUUCACUAGAGUAGACUGGUAGUUCAACUAACUGGUGGGGAGCUCAGGUAUUGAACCUCAGUGGGUGUGUCCCCCAACGUCUCUGACGUUGAUGGCCCAUGGGACCCAGGGUGUGGCUCCUUAGUGCUCCAUUGAGUUGUAACAACUGUUGUUACAGUCGUCGUCAGAGCCGCAUGAAGUCAACUGUGAAUGGCCUUGACCUGUUUGUAUGGCAUACACGAUGUUGCUUUUCUCUGUGUGUGGUGUGCGGUCCCAAACUGUUACAUCUCAAGGACUGCAUACCACACACAGAGAAAAGAAAUAUUGUGUAUGCCAUACAGUGCAGCAAACUGUGACUUUUAUAUUGGUGAAACAAACAACCACUGAACAAACAAAUGGCCCAACAUAGAAGGGCUAACUCCUCAGGUCUGGAUUCAGCUGUCGAUUUACAUCGUAAGGAGAAGGCACACUCCUUUGAGAACAGCAAUGUGCACAUUUUGGACAGAGAAGGCAGAUGGUUUGAAAGAGGGGGAAAAGAAGCCAUCUAUGUCAAGAUGGAAAAAACUUCUCUUAACAGAGGAGGGGGUUUAUGUCACCAGCUAUCUUCUAUCUACAAUAUUGUCCUUUUAUCUCUGCCAAGAGAAUUCAACAACUCAGCCUCAAAGGGGAAAGGCCACUCACAAAUGACUUCAUACGCCUCUGACAACGACCGUUCACAACUGGCCUCGUGUCUCCAACCACUGCAACAACAGUUGUUACAACUCAAUGGAGCACUAACGAGCCACACCCUGGGCCCCAUGGGCCAUCAACAUCAGAGACCUUGGGGGACACACCCACUGAGGUUAAAUACCUGAGCUGAACAGCAUGAACUGAUGAAGCCACUUGGAUAUGGGGUGAAACGUCUUGUAGACAUAUAACUAAGUCCAGUUGACCUGAUUCAAUUUCCUUGAGAUUUAUUGUAGUUGAGUAACAUUGUUUAGACAGUGGAUACUGACUGUAUCUGGCUGUUACUUACUGAAGCUGCCACUAGAUGUCACUGCAGUUCUAAAAACAAUGGUUUCCGGUGAGUGUUAAAUUGUUACUGUUUCUCAGAGGUUGUGAGACAUGAAAAUAAUAAUUGGUGCAUUCAUUGAGUGUUGAGGUUUCUUUAUAAGGCUAACAAAUGGAUGCAUAAAGAAAGCCACCAUUUAAGUCAAUCUGACAGUAAAAUCAACUAUAAAACCAAAGCUGGGUUAAGUCAUUUACUAUCCUAAACUGAAAUUACUGUGAAUGUGAGUCAGUGCUGGGUAGACAGACACAGACACUCAAUCCUGUCUAAUCUCCCAUGAGCCUCUGUUGUCACGAACAUGUUUCAUUACAAUACAUACAGCACUGAAAAGCAGAUAGAGUAUGAGAGCAGCACGUGUUUGGCAAAGACUGAGUAAUGCAUGUGACACACAGUGGUGUUUACAAAACAUCUCUGUGGUAUGGGGCAGAGCCAUUUCAGUUUAGUGGACAGACAUUUUGUGCCAGGUUGGGUACAUGUAUCUCUUAGCACACUAGUAAUGAUUAAAGGACUUCCAUACAUGCAGUACAUUUGAGUAUUCUGGUAAACCAUGUAAGAAUAAUCAUUAAAUGUGUUGUCACAUACAGAGUUCCCAGUGAAGUACACACACUUUCUGAGAAUCACAGUACUGGUUAGACUCACACCCUUUCUGUCCUACACAGUUAUUGGAGGGAAGUGUGUUUUGACAUGCAGUGACGUAAGGGAAGGGCCAACCUCAGCUCACUGAGACCCUUGAGUUAUCACCUCCCCUAAUUUUAGACAUGUGCUUCCAUUCUUGCCGUCAGCCGUGACUACACAUGAUCUUAAGCCUGUGUGGUCUUACAAAGCAUUGGUCAGCCAGAGGGCAAGUGCGUCCACCCCCCGGCCCAGCUCAGCCAAUAGGAUUAGGGCCCUGCACAAAACAAGGAUAGAAUUAAGUAUCAAAACACGGCAGGAACAGCAUUUCUGACAGUAUGGAGUGGUGUGCUGGACAUCAAAGGACAGACAGCUGGUAAAAGAAGAAGUGCAAACAGAAGAACUAGAUACCUGAUGAUGAUGCCUCUACAGCCUAAAUCAAUGCAGGGUUAAACAUAUUACUUAGACUGUCACUGCUCAUUACAUCAGUUAAGCAUGGGUCGCUACCUUAGCACCAACCUACUUUCACAUUCCUUGGAUGGAAGGACGCUACGAUUGUACUGCAAAAUCAAGCACCUCAUAAGUAUUCUCAGAAACUUCCCUCGUCUGGCUAAAACGCCCUUUGCCCUGAACCACCACAGAUAUUCAGUCCUGUCUUCGCCUCGUGCUUCAAGUUGCACAAGGAUAGCCGUGUUCACAAAUACUAAGUUUAAACACAGUAAUAGAGACUGUACAUCUGGUCACUUCCUCAGACAUGGUACCCUAGAAAUGAAACCUCUCAGGGCUGUUCGUUUUUAUUCAUCCUCCAAUAGAGACACACUCAGAGCGGAGGCCCCCAUUGGGAUCGUUCAGGAUGCACAGAGCACUUUUCACUUGAGGUCACUGGGAGAACGUCUUGGUCAAUCAUUUAAUCGACUAUCGAGACACAUUAAUAUUUAUUUCAAAGGAAAGGACAUACCUAUUGUCCCUCUUGCCGGGAAUGUCAACCUUGUUGUCACAACUCCAGAACAUCUUGGCAGGUUACAGAGACGCAGUCAAAAUCAAAGGGCAGCUAGAGAGAGACGACCACUUGAGGACACACUUACCUUGAAGUGCAAAGACAAACAAGAGACCUCAGAAGCCCAGCCAGAUACAAGUACUUCACUCCAUGUGUAUCCUGGACUGCAGCUAUUUCACAUCAGCUCUCUGGCAACAAGAUUCGGAGAAAGCUAUAGUUAUGUUGCCAAUCACAUCAACUCAGUUUUUUCCCGGGGUCCUGCCAAAGAAGUCCAGAUUCACAAGACUUUGGGAAAAUUGUCCAGUGACAGACGGACAAUCAGGAGGCAGAGGAGAAGAAUGCCAACAAGUCACUCUGAAAACUCAAAAAUGAAUGCUAACCAAGCAACAGUGAAAAGCAACAAUAUCUCCAGUAACUGGGAAGAGAGCUACCUUUACUUUGCAAGGCACAUCAAUAGAUACUUUGGUGCCAAAGUUGCGGAUGGACCUGGUCAAGAUCGAAAACAUAAAGAGCAUUUUGCUGUGGAGAACAGUAGGGCUCACCAAGAACAUUUUUCAGCACAAUCUGCCUCAAAAACUCAAGCAGUCCCGUUAAAACUGAAACAGGAACAUCUCAGCACGAAUUCCAGGGGCCUCUUCCACACCAGCAGCCACACAACAGAUUUUGGAGAGAGCUACUUCCAAAUGGCCACUCACAUCAAUAACUAUUUCAAGGGCCCAGGUGCUUUGGGGGAUGGAAUGGAUGGAAAUGCUGCAAUAGCGAUGGACCGUCGUUCUGCUACCACCCAGGAACUGAAGACUGUAUCCUUUAUGGACUGCCUUCGACAUCCCACCAGUGCCAUCCCUAACCUGCUGGGUGGCUAUUUAAACCUUGGCACCUGGGUCCAGCCUGAUCAGCCCAAACCUGCCGCGGCUUCUCUCAAGACCACAUUUAAGAGAAGGCUUGUCUUAAAUAGCAGGCAAGCACAAGAAGAGACACAUGGGAUGAUUGGCAGUCUGGGUCAGGCCUUGUCUCCAGAAGCUCUGACUGCCUGUGUGGAGGCUCUCAAUGAACAUCUUAUCCGCUACCCAUCAUGCAAAGCUUUGCUGUGGCAGGAGAAAACUGCAGUUACACUGUUGAAAAAACGGCGCAGCUAUAGAGACAAUGAAAAUCUUCAGAGUGCCAUCAGGGAAACUUUGGCUCUGAUUGGCUUCAUUCAUCCAGUCAAAGGUCGUGGAAUAAGGGUGCUGUCAAUUGACGGUGGUGGUACAAGAGGUGUGGUUCCUCUGCAGGUGUUGAAGCUGCUGGAGGCUGAGACAGGCAAGCACAUCCACCAGUUGUUUGACUACAUCUGUGGAGUGAGCACAGGUGCUGUUCUAGCCUUCAUGCUGGGUCUGGCCCGUUUCUCUCUUGCCGAGUGUGAAGAAAUGUACCGCCGUUUUGGUUCUGAUGUGUUCCGGCAGAACCCGCUGGUCGGCACCGUGAAGAUGGGUUGGAGUCACUCCUACUAUAACACAGAGACCUGGGAGAUGAUACUACGCGAGAAGUUGGGUGAAAGAGUACUAAUUAAAACAGCCAGAGAUGAGCUAAGCCCCAAGGUUUCCGCAGUCAGCGCAGUGGUGAACUGGGGCAAAAGUCCAAAGGCCUUCGUCUUCCGUAACUACAACCACACUCCAGGCUGCCUCAGCCGCUACGCAGGAGGCUCUGGCUACCAGAUGUGGCAGGCAGUACGAGCAUCUUCAGCUGCUCCAGGCUACUUCCAGGAGUUCACACUACAAAGUGAUGUCCACCAGGAUGGAGGCAUUAUCCUCAACAACCCCUGCGCCCUGGCUGUGAAUGAGAGCCGUCUGUUGUGGCCAAACCAGCCCUUCCAGUGUGUGCUGUCACUUGGCACUGGUCGCUAUGACAAUGUAAAGAGGGGUCCCGCCACCUCUACCAGCUUGAGGGCCAAAAUCAGCAACCUAAUCAGCAGCGCCACCGACACUGAGGGGGUCCACACCCUGCUGGACGACCUGCUGGCCCCAGAUGUUUACUUCCGCUUCAACCCCAUGCUGAGUGCGGAGGUGUCCCUGGAUGAAAGCAGGCCCAUGGCCCUGGACCAGCUGCAGAGGGACACCCAGGUCUACCUGGAGAGAAACCGGCCCAAGCUGGCCAGGCUGUGUUUGGUCCUGGGAGCAGAGCGAUCCACUGUUAGCCGAACUAGGGACUGGAUCAGUGGAAGGGCCUGGGAGAUGAAGCAGAGAUGGGUAUGAGCGGGUAUUGGGCAUUUAUCCAUAGAUAUGCACAGAAAUAUACACACAAAACGCACGUGUAUGUACACUAAAUUCAUGUUCUGUUAUGGAUAUGUCUCUUGUAUGUGGUUUCUUUGAGGAAAGCUUGAGACGGACAUACACUGAAAAAGAUGCACACUCAUACACUUUAGCAUUUUAGAGCAUGUUCUUUGGGUAAUUAGUACAUUUUACCUCAAAAAGCAACCACAAUGUAAUUAUUAUUUCAGUGUUUGAAAAUGUUAUGCCAGUGUUCACAGGUUAUUGCCACUGUGAUGUACAUUUUCACUGUAUAUUUUUAUGAAGUGAUAACAUAUUGGGCAUUUUGUGGGAAUAUAUUUUAAAUAAAUUGAUAUUAUGAACUGUGAA
Molecule: messenger RNA, 6469 nt
Organism: Myripristis murdjan (pinecone soldierfish)
Lineage: Eukaryota; Metazoa; Chordata; Actinopteri; Holocentriformes; Holocentridae
Product: calcium-independent phospholipase A2-gamma-like
Exons: 12
Coding region: 3353-6085 (910 amino acids)
Biological process (GO): arachidonate metabolic process
Cellular component (GO): membrane
Source: RefSeq, a predicted model, not a curated record